AUGACGGAUUGCGCGCUCUGCCAGACCGUUGGUCUGUUCGUUCGCUACUAUGCGUACGCUUGGUUGAUUGGAAUCGGCGUUUGGUUCCUGCUGAUUUUGGCCACCAAAGUAGGAUCGGAUGGCAACAAAUUCAAAUACUACGCUAAAUAUGGCAUGAUUUAUUUUGCAACACAAGCUUUCACCACUCUGUUCACUCCAAUCUCUCUGCUGAGGCCUCGAAAUCCUGUUAAUGCUCGAAUCAUAGCUACGACGGUGUCGUAUGCAUCGACACUUUUGCCGAUAACAUGGGAACUGCGUAAUGCCCGCAUCUUAAAGGAAGCCAAGGGUGCGGUCGUUAUGGCUAACCAUCAAUCGUCGAUGGAUAUUUUAGGAAUGAUGGUCCUGUGGGACAUAAUGCGAGAUGUGAUCUCCAUCGCCAAAAAGGAAAUGCUUUUCAUUAUACCCUUCGGUCCGGCCGUCUGGCUGGCCGGGAUUACCUACAUCAAUCGAAAAAAUCGCCCAUCUGCUAUGAAAACACUGGACGGUUGCAAGCAGAAAAUGAUCAAGCAGGGUUACAAAAUGUAUCUCUACCCGGAGGGAACCAGAUAUCCGGAACGGGGUAUGCUGCCGUUCAAGAAGGGUGGUUUUCACACGGCCAUCGAAGCCGGGGUUCCCAUCGUUCCGGUGGUGUUCUCCCAUAUGUACUUCAUCGAAGCGAAAAAGUACAUCUUCAAGCCGGGGCAUGUGCUGAUUAACGUGCUGGAACCGAUCCCGACGGUGGGCCUAACCAAGGAUAAUCUGGACGAACUGAUCAAGCGAACCCGUGACGCUAUGCUGAGCGAGUACGAGAAACUGUCGGCAGAGAUGGACGCCAAUUUGGUGGAUCCGAAGUGGUUGCGAGCUGAGCGGCCUCGUUUGAGCAUCCUUGAUGGAAAGAAGACGAACUAG
Molecule: messenger RNA, 927 nt
Organism: Sabethes cyaneus
Lineage: Eukaryota; Metazoa; Arthropoda; Insecta; Diptera; Culicidae
Product: 1-acyl-sn-glycerol-3-phosphate acyltransferase beta-like
Exons: 4
Coding region: 1-927 (308 amino acids)
Biological process (GO): phosphatidic acid biosynthetic process
Cellular component (GO): endoplasmic reticulum
Molecular function (GO): 1-acylglycerol-3-phosphate O-acyltransferase activity
Source: RefSeq, a predicted model, not a curated record